CUAGAAUAAUUGAAAGGGGAAUAGAGUAGGUGGGUGCAGUGGCCUGUGAUUGAAAGGACCAUGGUGUGGGUGGGAGACAGAGACCUUCAGGCUGUAGGGAAGCUGCAAUUACAAUAGAUAGAGAGAGGGCUGCACCGUGGGUUGGCUGGGGGAAGGAAAGCCCAAGCACUAGCACUGGCUCCCAGCCCGAAGAAGAAAGUGCUGGGAAAACAGAUGCUGGUUCCUGCUUUGGGAGGAGAACUACCCUGACAGCAAAAGAGGAGGCCUGAAAUCCCAGUGAAAACAAGGACCCCAUAUCUGUCAGUACCUGCUUCCCUUGGCCUUGACACAAACGUGUGGCACAAGGAGAUGAUCGAGGAGUAGCAACACCAAGCCGGCGUGGAAUAUGUCUAACACCACAGUAAUUGCACAGCAUUUUCAUCCUCUCUAAGCAAAAGGCCAUCCUCUUUCCCCAAUAUACAUUCCUUAUCAUAAACACACGAAUGCCCUUCCUUGGUUUGCCUUCCUACAUCCUCUGGCCCGACGUUGUUGCUGUAUUAAAUCUCCCAGCAUCCUCUGCCUCUGGCUGAAGAACCUGGAUGGAAGUUGGACAUGGUGACCCUAAUGCUGCCAGAAAUUAAACUGAGAGCCACGGGCCGCACAGCAGCACUUAUACUGAUUUUCGCUUUGGUCACCUUUCUCAUCAUACUGACUUCCAACAACAGCGAGGAACCAUUCAACUACAGGGAGCUGAAGCUCAAACACACCAACCCACCCAAUAUCAGGAAAUGGCUUCUGCAAGACGGUUACAUCUCAGUUUCUGGCAACAAGACACUCCACUCCAAGUGCAACAGCUGCGUCAUCGUCACCAGUUCCAGCCACCUUCUCAACACUGACCUGGGCCAAAAGAUCAACCAGGCAGAAUGUAUUAUUCGCAUGAAUGAUGCCCCCACCACCGGUUACGAGAAGGAUGUGGGGAACAAGACUACAUUCCGUGUGGUGGCCCAUUCCAGUGUAUACAGGGUUCUUCGAAGGCCGCAAGAGUUCUUAAGUCGUUUUCCAGGGCAGUCUCUUUUCUUUUGGGGCCCUCCUAACAAGAUGCAGCAGGGUAACAAGGCAAAUCUGUAUCACAUCAUCCAACGUGCCAGCUCGGCGUUCCCCAAUGUAUCUGCCUUUGUUGUGUCCCCAAGGAACAUGGGGAGAUUUGAUGAGCUGUUCCGGGCAGAGACAGGGAGAGACAGAGAGAAGUCGCACUCCUGGCUGAGUACAGGCUGGUUUACCAUGGUGAUAGCAGUGGAGCUGUGCAACAAUGUGCACGUGUAUGGGAUGGUUCCCCCAAACUACUGCAGUAAACGCCAGAGGAAGAUGCCGUAUCAUUAUUACGAACCAAAAAGUCCAGAUGAGUGCAUCACGUACAUUCAGAACGAGCGAGGACGUCGAGGAAAUCACCACCGGUUUAUCACAGAGAAAUUAGUUUUUGCCCGCUGGGCACCUGUAUACAACAUCACUUUCUCCCACCCUGAAUGGUUUGAUGAUGCAGAGACUGAAUAUAUUUAACUGGGUCCCAGUGGGUUAUUUUACCCCCUGUCUCUUCUACUCACACCUUCACUGGUUUUUCUCUGUGUUGUUUGGUGUUGGGUGCUGUCCAGAUAUACAAGAAGCUGGCAGAGUGGAUAACAUGAGACACAAUGAAAGAGCCAUGGCAUCAUCCAAUUGUGGGUUGCUUAUAGUUUCUCACUGAGUUAUCCUGGGAAGAAACCAGCUGUCAUAAAUAUACCAGCAAUAGCUCAAGGGUCCCAGAACUCUGCUGGAAAAAUCUUUGGCCCAAAAGAUAGGAGGAAAGUUUGUUUAGGGUGACUGGACCUGGAACGGUCACCAUGUUACAAAAUGUUAUAUAUUUCUUUUGUGUUACCACCUUAAAUAUGUAUGAUUUGGCCCUAUAAUGAGGGAGUGCAACCAUGCUGUAGGCAGUGAUAUACACAUAAGGUUGCCACCUUUUCUGGAACAAAAUACCGGCCUUCCUAUAUAUUUAACUUUUUUUCCCUAUUAAUAAUAUUGGGAUCAGCCAUCAUUUUUACCGGCCAGGCCGGUAAAAUAACGGCUAGGUGGCAACCCUAUAUACACAUAGGGCAUCAAGAUCUCAAGAUCACCGCCAACACUACUAAUCUACUGAAGGAACACAACUGCUUUAAUCUACCGUACGUCCCAAAAUAGUGUACAAGAUGGUUCUAUCCUAUAUUGGACAUAGAAAAAUAAGCACAGGCUGUCUUUCAGAAAGCAGCUGCCCAAUGGUGUUUGACAGUGAAUAUUCCUAUGGAACUACAAUAGGUUGGGAUAAGUAAAGAUGGAUCAUGUACGAGAGUUGAGCAGUAUGAAUAAAGCUUUAAGAUUCUGGGAAACGUGAAUGUCAAAGGAAAACUAGUCCUGAGAGAAUAAAAUUGAUAUAAGAGGCAAAACAAGAGGAAUGGGUUUGUGUUUUGGAUAUUUGUAAUGUUUCAUGAAGUUGCCUCUGGUGUUGUCCACUGACUUGUUCUUCCCUUUCCCCCACUGAAGUCUUGUAUUGUGUACAAGGAACCCGUACUGUGCAUUACUUUUAAUAUAUCUGAUUUAUAUUUUACAUUGUUAUUAUACAAACAAGACACCCCCAGCCAAAAGCUAAGCAUAAUUACUGUACCAAAUGGCUUAUCAUCCAGUGUAUCAAGGAUACUGCAAAAUCUAUUUUUCUUACCCUUUUAACCUGGUAAUGUAAAAACAAAAAAAGGUUGUCCAAGCGAUCUAGAGGAGGCUACCCCGAAUGCUUUGUGUGUAUGCAUGGUAUCUGAAACCGUAGGUAGUUCCAUUGAUAAUGAACGGAAAUGAUGUUUGCACAUUUCAUAUUUAGGAGCUUGAGUAUUAAUUCAGGGAAUGUCAGGGAAAUGCUUUACUUAAGUAAACAAAAUGCUCUUUUACUUAGAAACUGCAAAGUGAAGAUCCCCAAACAAUGAAAGGGUUACUGCAAAUCAACACCACGCAACGUUUGUACAAACAUGGAACCAACUACGCCCAAAUAGAGAGAAAAUUAUUUUUCUUGCUGUGGAUUUUUGGGAGGACCCAUGAAAUGUUAGAUUUGAAAAAAAAAUAAAUCUAAUUUUAAUACA
This is a messenger RNA of Xenopus laevis (African clawed frog), 3116 nucleotides long. RefSeq names its product ST6 (alpha-N-acetyl-neuraminyl-2,3-beta-galactosyl-1,3)-N-acetylgalactosaminide alpha-2,6-sialyltransferase 6 S homeolog (gene st6galnac6.S). Gene Ontology annotation, molecular function: glycosyltransferase activity; sialyltransferase activity; alpha-N-acetylgalactosaminide alpha-2,6-sialyltransferase activity. The coding region runs from base 592 to 1536 and encodes 314 amino acids. Gene Ontology annotation, cellular component: cytoplasm; Golgi membrane. The record is from RefSeq and is a predicted model, not a curated record. Gene Ontology annotation, biological process: ceramide metabolic process; ganglioside biosynthetic process; glycosphingolipid biosynthetic process. The transcript is spliced from 6 exons. NCBI's taxonomy places the organism in Eukaryota, Metazoa, Chordata, Amphibia, Anura, Pipidae.